Messenger RNA from Teleopsis dalmanni, 995 nucleotides. RefSeq lists its product as uncharacterized. NCBI's taxonomy places the organism in Eukaryota, Metazoa, Arthropoda, Insecta, Diptera, Diopsidae. The record is from RefSeq and is a predicted model, not a curated record. The transcript has 4 exons. Bases 113 to 856 code for a protein of 247 amino acids.
CUGUUCCACAACUAAAGAAAUGCUGUACUAAUCGAACAAAAUACUCAAUGCGAAUAUUGUAAUAAUUGUAAACAUAAUUGUAAAAAUUGAAAAAAGAAAAAUAAAAUAAACAAUGAAUCCAGUUGUAAUAGUUAAAUCUAAUUGUGACAUGAAACCCAUGGAUAUUGUCAAAAACAUAGCAACAGCGAAUGGUGGUCAAGUCAUCGAGACAACGAUUGGGAACAUAAAGGCUCCAGCUAUGUUGUGCAAUGUAAAAACAAAGUAUUAUGAAAAUCAAAUUGUUUUGUUUCCUUGUGACUUAGACUGCAAAGCAAUACCGUCGGAUAUCUUAGAAAUGUGUGAAGCAUUCAUAUAUUAUUUUGAUUCAGAAAAUAGAUCAUUUUUAACUGAGAUCGAUGAGUUAAUCACUUUCGUUAAAAACAAUAACAUCGAAUUAGGUUUAUUGAUAACAAAGCAACUUUGCGACGAGCCGUCAACAGGAAUAACAUACAAAGAGCUAAAAAGUAUAUGCAAAAUUGUUUUUGAUGUUAUUGAACUAAACCAAAAAUCCGAUGAUGAAGAUGAUGAGGAGAGAAACGAGCAAGUACAUGAAUAUGUCGAAAUAAUUAGGGCCUUGCAUAAUAAUAUAUGGUCAAACGUGAAAUAUCCAAGUAAUUUGGAAACAGAAAAUUCUUUAGAUGACACUUCUGACUCAGAAUGGAGUUUGGGUGUUGAAGAACAAUUGGAUGCUUUCGAUAAGUUGUUAACGAAUAUUCAAAAUUUUAAGACAUUAUCCGCUAACUUACCGAGAGAACAAGUCUUAGAUGAAGCUGAAAAAUUGGCUGCAAUGUUUUCUACUAUAAUGAAUGAAGAUUGAACAUAAAUAACUAAUUAUUUAAAAAGUAUUUUAAAGAACUUUAUAAAACUGUUAGAAUAUUAUUUAAGCAGUUAAAUUAUUACUUGUACUUAGUAAAUUAGUGAAUUCAUGUAUUAAACAAUAAAAAUUAAAUUUGAGU